AGUGAAACCGAAAAGAAACGAGAGUUAUUGUUCCUUAUAAUAAAACAAAUAUGGCUGCGUUCACAAAUAGUUUUAAAAGAGUUUUGAAUGUCCUUUCAAAAAAGUCGUUUACUAGUUCUAAUAUCUGCACAGCAGGACAGAAUGGAAUAAAUAGAUAUUUCUCCAGUUGUCUAUUAAAUCCAUUAGCCAUUCGAUCUCCUUUGUCACUUCUGAGCCCUGCGCAGACAUGUAUGUCACAUAAAUCAAACCACUUCCACACUACACCAUUGAAACAUGACCUGAUGGAAUUUUUUGACAGAAAAGAAGUUUGGGGUGAAAGUAGCGUAGCUUCAGGAAGACCUUACAGGCUUGAAGAACUAAGAAUCAAAAGCAAUCAGGAUCUGCACAAACUUUGGUAUGUCUUGUUAAAAGAGAGAAACAUGUUGCUGACUAUGGAGGCAGAGUACAACAGAAAUACAGAACUAUUUCCAAGUCCUGAGAGAAUUACUAAAGUGGAGGAGUCAAUGGAGAACAUUCUAGAAGUUGUCAAAGAGAGAAACAAUGCUGUUUCACUUUUAGAGACGGGCAAGCCAGCAGACCCCGGUGGCGCCUAUGUCCGAGACUUCCUGGGCAGGGUUAGGUGGCGCAAGUUCAGCGAGUACGCCGUCCCACCCUACAUGAACAAGGCACACCGGCUCCUGUUCCCACGUGGCUUUAACAAGAUUCACCUCAAGUAUCUACCCCUCUGGAGACAGAAAAUAGCGAGGUUCCGCUGGUACCACUAUCACAGGCAGGUGAAGGAGAACCAAGAGCUGGUCAAGAAAUUCCCUCACUUGGAAGGAAAACUGCAUGUACCACUUCCAGAGGAACCCCAAGUUUACUGAAGCUUUAGAAUAAAUAGGAUGUAUAAAUGUAGAAUAAA
Molecule: messenger RNA, 901 nt
Organism: Biomphalaria glabrata
Lineage: Eukaryota; Metazoa; Mollusca; Gastropoda; Planorbidae
Product: 39S ribosomal protein L47, mitochondrial-like
Exons: 5
Coding region: 51-863 (270 amino acids)
Biological process (GO): mitochondrial translation
Cellular component (GO): mitochondrial ribosome; mitochondrial large ribosomal subunit
Molecular function (GO): structural constituent of ribosome
Source: RefSeq, a predicted model, not a curated record